Messenger RNA from Ectocarpus sp. CCAP 1310/34, 1430 nucleotides. The record is from the annotation of a GenBank genome assembly. Lineage: Eukaryota; Phaeophyceae; Ectocarpales; Ectocarpaceae.
ACAACAACAACAACGACAGCAGUGGGGAGGUAUCCGACGACUUCGACAUGACGCAGGAAACCACGCAGCCAAGCCAGACGCAAUCUCAGACCCACGAGCAGAGCCAGCAGUCGCAACAAGAAGAAGGGGGUUGCGGAGAUGAAGGCGAUGGUAAGGCCAAAGCGGGGGCUAAAGGAGGAGGAGAGGGGGGGGGCAAGCAACAGAAAGAGAAAUUGGAUGAGGUGCCGCUGAUAGUCCCUCCGGCGGUGUGCAAGGACAACAAGGCAUCGCUGUUGGUGCACCUCAGAGACGAAGCGCUCAACUUCGCAGGUGACACCGGCGCGAUCGGGCGAAUCUCGGUAGGGGGCAAGAAGAAGGGCAGAGGGCUUACGUUCGACCUCAAAGGGCAGCAGUUUAGCGGGCAGAUAAUUCCUUCUGCCACGGUAAUGGUGGUCGGGAUUGGGAAAACGGAGGCCAAGGUGGAGGGCCUGUUCAGCGAGGUCUGCCGCCUGGACUACAAGGGGAACGUGUUCGACGCCAUGGGCGGGGAGGUGCUCAAAGGAGAGAUGGAUGACUCAUACAAGUUCGAAGAAGAGGAUGUAAACGCAAGAGGGGCUGCCGGGGGGGAUGGAGAUGGGGGGGAGGGGGACGGGGGGGAAGAAGGGAAAAACCCAAAAUUGAACCGAAAAAAGUCUUUCGGCAAAGGGAGAGGUGGCUCGUCUUCCGGGGCUUCGUCGGGAAAGAGAGGCGGAGGGGCCAAGGGUUCGGCUAGCAAGAAGGCAAAAAAAUAGCAACGAGGCGAAACGUAGGAACGAGAGCGACGCUGUUUAUCUUUUCAUUUAACGUGUUGGGCCCCGUUGUCCUUUAUUUAUGCUUUUUAGACCCUCGUAUGUGUUAUAUGCAGUUUUUAUUUUUUGUGCUGGUUUUUAUGGGAAAUUGUGUUUCCUGCAUCGGCAGAACCGUUGGCACGGAAAUUGUUUUUUUGCUCUGAGAGGGGGGUGUCCAUGCUUUUACUUAUCGCUGUGCUGUGGGUUGCAUUUGUGCGGAAUAUUAAUGGUGAACGUUACGGUGUGUUAGAGCAACGAUUGUCUGUGGGCAAGGUAGUGCCUGUCUAGCGGCUCUUCGUUCGCCGGAGGGCAUGGGGGCGGGACUACUGGUUGCACCGCAGCGCUCUACCUGGGUGAGCAAGGGGAGCUAGAGUCGAGGCGGGAACACAGGACGGGGGUGGCUUUGGUUAGCAGCACACCAAAUGUGAACCCAACAUCUGAUCGCGUCCUUCCCUCCUCUUGUGUAGGCUAGGGCCAUGGCGUCAUCUUGUGCCGACAAUCGCGGCACGAACCCCCACGGCCGUUUGUUUUUCGACGCAAAAGUGUCACACAAGUAGGACAGUUUUUUUUUCAACUGUCUACUCACCGUCGUGGUGGCUGUUUCUUGUUCAGCUGCUGGCGUCG